This is a messenger RNA of Siniperca chuatsi (mandarin fish), 1470 nucleotides long. RefSeq names its product linkage group 3 C4orf33 homolog (gene lg3h4orf33). The transcript is spliced from 6 exons. Bases 63 to 797 code for a protein of 244 amino acids. NCBI's taxonomy places the organism in Eukaryota, Metazoa, Chordata, Actinopteri, Centrarchiformes, Sinipercidae. The record is from RefSeq and is a predicted model, not a curated record.
CAUUUGACAGAUUAACCUAAUUUGAUAACAAACUGCUUAAAGAGCCAAACAGGGAGUAAGACAUGACAAGCUCAGCUGGAGCACAGUUGAGAGUAUUUAAGCCAGUGAGUCUUUGGAGCUUUGACAAAAUGGGGGUAGCUCAUGGACUACAGUUUAUGACACUUAUCCACAUUCUGCUAUGCUGUGAAUCUAUUCUUCUUACGCAAAUGCAGUUUUUGAUCCAGCACACCUGGGAUAGCAAUCCUGUGAAUCAUGACCCUAUCAGGAUCAUUUUCUCUCCUGGGCAAGGAGGGCUGAAGAUAGAGUUGUUUGGUCCCUUCUUCAAUGACCCAGCAGCUCCUGCAGGGCCCCCCAGUCAGCCCUUCCCUGGACUCUGGGAUUAUGAAGUCGUGGAGUCCUUCUUCCUUGAUAGUACUACAGAAAAUUACCUAGAAGUGGAGCUUUGUCCACAUGGACAGCACCUGAUAUUAUUGCUGUCAGGAGUCGGCCAAGCAUUCCAGCAACAACUGCCCAUGGUGUUUAAUGCCACAAUCACAGGGGGCAGGUGGAUGGGUGAGGCUCUCCUCCCCUGGUCGUACUUCCCUCCCAAUAUCAACAAGAUGAACUCCUACGCCAUCCAUGGCUCAGAGGAGAAGCGUACAUAUGAGGCUCUCUAUCCCAUCCCCAAGGAGGAGAUAGUGGAAGGCCAAAAACCCAACUUCCACCGCCUUGAGUAUUUCCAAAAUUUCCGCCUGCAAAGCAUCAUGGGAGAAGGUUGGGUCCAGCCAGAGUCUGAUCUGUGGAAGGGAAAGCCCUGAGCUUUCUCUCUCUCCUGCACACACAGACACAAACACAAACACACACACCAGAGCGGCAGGGCAAUAGUACAUACACUCAUUGACAGGGAACAAAGGGCAAUCAAUCUUUAUUAGUUAAUGAUGUCAAACGAUAUGACAAGAAAUAUGUUACCAGCUUGUCAGAGCGUAUUAGCCGUCACACACAUCUGUACAAGCACACAGACACACACACACACACACACAUCACAAGGUAUUGGACUUCACCGUAAUUUGCCUCUGCAGAGUGUGACCUACAGCGGUCAUACUGUGGAUGGUGGCAAGGAAUGCUCACUUUGACAUUCAGCUCCUGUGUAGCCUGUGCAUUUCACUUCACUGAGAUAAACCACAGCAGGUUCUUGUGAUUCUUUGUCCUGACUGUUUAGAGACACACACACAACAAUCAUACACACAACACAGAAGACACAGCACUUUUGAAUUAGUGCUGUAGUGUAAUUGGAUCCUUUUGCAAUCAUUCCACUACCUUUAUUGAUUUCCUUUUACAAUUAAAUAUGUGUACAUAUUGAUUGCAUAUUGCCGGUGAAGUGUAUUGUCAGUUUUUUUUUCUCUGUAAUUGACAAAUGUUACUUUUAAUUGUUUUUCUGAUGUGUGAUCAUGUUUCAGUGCCAUGUCUAUCUAUUAAAAUAAUGGUUCAUCA